Molecule: messenger RNA, 669 nt
Organism: Pseudogymnoascus destructans
Lineage: Eukaryota; Fungi; Ascomycota; Leotiomycetes; Thelebolales; Thelebolaceae
Exons: 1
Coding region: 1-669 (222 amino acids)
Source: RefSeq, a predicted model, not a curated record
AUGGCUACUGUCUCGGCCUUCUCAUCUCAUCCCUUCCAGCUGGACACAGUCUACGACCCAGCGGCAUACAACACUCUUCCAUCUCUCGGAAAAGCUCAUAGUUUGAUGACUGAAGAUGUCAUGGCCAAACUCCAAGGUCCAAUUCGGCAAUUGUUCCUGGACCACGAAGUGCAGGACCACUACGGCGUAUGUCUUCUCGACAAUCACUUUCAAAUUCCCAAUGGUCAACGUCUCGUUGAACACGGGCCCGUCUCUCUUCCAUGGGAUUUGGGGGACGAAAACAAGAACACCGCCGUGCUGAAAUUUGAUGGGGUCAUUGCUCCCCGGUCGAUCAGACUGCUUGACGGGAAACUAGCUCCAUUCGAGUUUUCUUUCUCCCUGACGGAGCCUCAGCUCAACAGCGAGUUCCUGAUGGAGGCUUUUCGUACUAUUCAGGACUUAGGAUUGCAUGGUGUCUUCGGGGUCCGAUACUUCGAUAAGCACGACACCCAGCUUUCGGUUGAGAUCACACAAGGAACCGCGAAUGUCAUGAUACCACGAGGAUCACUUUCGGGCCUGAUCGAUGCGUUCUGGGUCUUCAACCAAGAUGAAGACGAUAGAUGCCACUGCAGAGAACAGUGCUUUCCACAAGGAGGUUCUGAGCACCAGAAGAACCAUUCUUGCGGAUGA